AUGAUGGAUGUGAUAAAUUUACCUAAGAAUUUUAUUGGUUUGGUCGUGAACUGUGUUAGAACACCAAAAUUUUCUUUAAUGAUGAAUGGCUCUUUACAUGGUUACUUCAAGUCCAAGAGAGAACUGAGACAGGGAGAUCCUAUGUCUCCUUUGUUAUUUGUGAUUGGGAUGGAGUACAUGUCUAGGAUUAUGAGGAAAGUUGGAGACUUGGAGGAGUUCAAGUAUCAUGAUAAUUGCAAGACUUUGAAGUUGAAUCAUUUAUGCUUUACAGAUGAUGUUCUCUUGUUUAGUAAGGGUAAGUUUAUCCCCAUUUACAAGAUGUUGCAAGGUAAAAUUAGAUCUUGGAGCACUAGAGCUUUGUCGUUUGCUGGGAGAGUUAUUCAAGUUAAUUCUGUGUUGACGACUUUCCAUGUUUAUUGGAUUCAGAUUACUGUUUUACCAAAGCAGGUGUUCAAGGACAUUAAUUCCAUAUGUAGAGCUUACUUAUGGACUGGUAAGGCUUAUAAUCAGUCUGCUAGUAAUAUUGCUUGGCAUAAAGUUGUUAAGUCUAAGCAUAAAGGUGGAUUAGGCUUCACUAAUAGCAAGGUGUGGAAUAUGGAAGCCAUUGGGAACCAUGUUUGGAAUGUUUCUAGAAGAAGGACAAUAUAUGGAUAA
Messenger RNA from Vicia faba (fava bean), 654 nucleotides. The record is from the annotation of a GenBank genome assembly. NCBI's taxonomy places the organism in Eukaryota, Viridiplantae, Streptophyta, Magnoliopsida, Fabales, Fabaceae.